AUGAAGAUUGCCUUCGCGACUUACUCCAAGUCUCCGGAUAUCAACUAUGGUCCCAAUGUCCGUGACGACCUGCUGGCGUCAGCUCUCAGGCGUCAGGGUAUAGCGGUGGACGGCGCACCGUGGGACGACUCGACCGUUGACUGGAGCAAGUUCGAUGGCGUGGUGCUACGCACUACCUGGAAUUACCAUUUGCGAUUGCAUGAUUUCAUUAAGUGGAUGAAUGCACUGAAGUUGUUGGGCGUGAAAGUUUUCAACGCACCUGAAGUCGUAGCUUGGAACUGUAGCAAGAAGUACCUGUUGGAGUUACAGCAGAAGGGUGUUGCGAUUCCUGCCACUCGUUUAGUUUCCCGUCGUACCGAACCUGUUCCACGGUUCAGCGAUAUUAUGAAAAGAUUCUCGGUCGACGCGUCUCGCUCCGUGGUUAUCAAACCGUGCGUUUCUCUCUGUGCUUACGAAACGCAUCUUGUUCCUUUCAAAGAUGCUGAUAAGUUUCAAGCGAAAUUUGAGCAGAUGGUUAGAGAAAGGGAUGUUCUGCUGCAAGAGUUUGUGCCCGAAAUAAAAACAUCUGGCGAAUGGGGACUUGUGUACUUAAACAAAGUGUAUUCUCAUGCUGUUCUAAAGCUAGCCAAAACGGGUGAUUUCAGAGUCCAGCACUUUCACGGUGGGACUGUAAGACAUGGAACACCAUCACGCGCAGUCCGUGAUUUUUGUGACAAUGUCAUGUCCAGGCUGCCAGACGACCUCUUGUACGCGCGCGUUGACGUCAUACAGAGAGACGACGGGACCGUCCUCCUCAUGGAGGUGGAGCUGAUAGAACCCACUUUGUUCUUUGAUGCGGAUUCAAGCGGGCAUAGCGCAACCGUUUUGGCAGAUGAGAUAGCACACAGACUAUAUCAAUAG
This is a messenger RNA of Liolophura sinensis, 900 nucleotides long. RefSeq names its product cycloserine biosynthesis protein DcsG-like. NCBI's taxonomy places the organism in Eukaryota, Metazoa, Mollusca, Polyplacophora, Chitonida, Chitonidae. Bases 1 to 900 code for a protein of 299 amino acids. The record is from RefSeq and is a predicted model, not a curated record. The transcript has a single exon. Gene Ontology annotation, molecular function: ATP binding; glutathione synthase activity. Gene Ontology annotation, biological process: glutathione biosynthetic process.